Molecule: messenger RNA, 1888 nt
Organism: Vitis riparia (riverbank grape)
Lineage: Eukaryota; Viridiplantae; Streptophyta; Magnoliopsida; Vitales; Vitaceae
Product: tubulin alpha chain-like
Exons: 4
Coding region: 214-1569 (451 amino acids)
Biological process (GO): microtubule cytoskeleton organization; mitotic cell cycle
Cellular component (GO): microtubule; cytoplasm
Molecular function (GO): structural constituent of cytoskeleton; GTP binding
Source: RefSeq, a predicted model, not a curated record
AUUGCUGGUGUUUCACCCUUGGUAAAACUAACCACGGUUAACACAGUCACUCGGAUCUUUGUUCCCGCUAUAUAAACCCAAACGGGAGCCCUCUCAGAGACCAGGAUUUGAAUUGGAGGGGAGGCGUCUUGAUAAACGCCAUUCUCAUUCUUUUCUUCGUUUCCUUUAUCAUUUUUUUUUUCUCGUUCGUUUUCUUCUUCUUUGUAUCUGAAAAUGAGAGAGUGCAUUUCGAUUCACAUCGGCCAGGCCGGUAUUCAGGUCGGCAAUGCGUGCUGGGAACUAUACUGCCUCGAGCAUGGCAUUCAGCCUGAUGGCCAGAUGCCAAGUGACAAGACCAUUGGAGGGGGAGAUGAUGCUUUUAACACCUUCUUCAGUGAAACUGGUGCUGGGAAGCAUGUUCCCCGUGCGGUUUUUGUUGAUCUUGAGCCCACUGUCAUUGAUGAAGUAAGGACUGGAACAUACCGCCAACUCUUUCACCCAGAACAGCUUAUCAGUGGCAAGGAAGAUGCAGCUAACAACUUUGCACGUGGCCAUUACACCAUUGGCAAGGAGAUUGUAGAUCUUUGCUUGGAUCGCAUCCGCAAGCUCGCUGACAACUGCACUGGUCUGCAAGGCUUCCUGGUUUUUAAUGCUGUGGGUGGGGGGACUGGUUCAGGUUUGGGCUCACUUCUACUAGAAAGACUGUCAGUGGACUAUGGCAAAAAAUCCAAGCUUGGCUUCACUGUCUAUCCCUCACCACAGGUUUCAACCUCUGUGGUGGAGCCCUACAACAGUGUCCUCUCUACGCACUCUCUCCUGGAACACACUGAUGUUGCUGUGCUUCUUGAUAACGAGGCCAUUUAUGAUAUUUGCAGGCGCUCACUUGAUAUUGAGCGCCCUACCUAUACCAACCUUAACCGCCUAGUUUCUCAGGUGAUUUCAUCCCUGACUGCCUCUCUAAGGUUUGAUGGUGCCCUAAACGUGGAUGUGACUGAAUUCCAGACUAACCUGGUUCCAUACCCCAGGAUCCACUUCAUGCUUUCAUCCUAUGCCCCUGUCAUAUCAGCUGAGAAGGCCUACCAUGAGCAGCUCUCUGUAGCAGAGAUCACUAAUAGUGCAUUUGAGCCUUCAUCCAUGAUGGCCAAGUGUGAUCCACGACAUGGCAAGUACAUGGCUUGCUGUUUGAUGUACAGAGGUGAUGUGGUCCCCAAGGAUGUCAAUGCAGCUGUGGCCACCAUCAAAACCAAGCGCACCAUCCAAUUUGUUGACUGGUGCCCGACUGGAUUCAAAUGUGGUAUCAACUACCAGCCCCCAACUGUUGUUCCGGGUGGUGAUCUUGCCAAAGUGCAAAGGGCUGUGUGCAUGAUUUCAAAUUCUACCAGUGUUGCAGAGGUAUUCUCACGCAUUGAUCACAAAUUUGAUCUCAUGUACGCAAAGAGGGCAUUUGUGCACUGGUAUGUUGGUGAGGGUAUGGAGGAAGGUGAGUUCUCUGAAGCCCGUGAGGAUCUUGCUGCCCUUGAGAAGGAUUAUGAGGAGGUAGGUGCGGAGUCGGCUGAGGGUGAAGAUGGUGACGAGGGAGACGAGUACUGAGACAAACCAUACUAUGUUUAAUGAGUUAAAUCAUCUUUCCAUCUGUUGCUGGUAUUUUGUGGUGUUACUGUGGUUUUUUGUCUUUCUUAUGUGGUUCUCUGGCUGUUGCCAUGGAUUGAUCUUGUACUAGGCUAUGUGAUGAUAUAUGAAUGCGGGUAUCUUUUUCCAAACGUACUGUCAAUUUCCUGGAAUUGAUCAUGAAUGUUUGUAGAACAUCGAAGUGCAUUUCCUCAGCCGAGGAAUUGAUAUUGUGAUUGAGAUUUAAGGGAGCUGAAAAGAGUUUAUAUAUCAAAAACGGUAAAAAGUGUUAUUUCCUGGG